Messenger RNA from Oryctolagus cuniculus (rabbit), 1324 nucleotides. NCBI's taxonomy places the organism in Eukaryota, Metazoa, Chordata, Mammalia, Lagomorpha, Leporidae. The record is from RefSeq and is a predicted model, not a curated record.
GCUGGCUGGCGUGGGAUAAGGGAAGAACAGAAGAAGCACCAGUGAGGACAUGGAUCACUGUACUUUCACUAGACCGUGAAGAUCAGGUUAAUGUAUUAUGUCAUGUUUAUUGAUUUAUGAAUAUUGAACCAUCUCUCAGGAUAAAGACUUCGGGGAAAAUUGAGCACCUGUUUUGAAUUAAUUAUGCUGGUAUCCAACAAUACGUAUGUAGCCCCCCAAUAUUUUAUUCUUAAUGGAAUUCCUGGUCUGGAGAGAGUACAUGUGUGGAUCUCCCUCCCACUCUGCACGAUGUAUAUCAUCUCCCUCGUGGGAAACCUUGGCCUUGUGUAUCUCAUUUUUUGUGAAGAGUCUUUGCAUCGUCCAAUGUAUUUCUUUUUGGCCAUGCUCUCCCUCAUUGACCUCCUUACCUGCACCACCACUCUACCCAAGGCACUCUGCAUCUUCUGGUUCAAUCUCAAGGAGAUUAACUUCCAUGCUUGCUUAGUACAGAUGUUCUUUGUCCAUGGGUUCACAGGUGUGGAGUCUGGCGUGCUCAUGCUCAUGGCUCUGGAUCGCUAUGUGGCCAUUUGCUACCCACUGCGUUAUGCUGCCAUACUGACUAACCCUAUCAUUGUCAAGGCUGGGCUUGCCACCUUCUUGAGGGGUGUGUUGCUGAUGAUGCCUUUCCCAUUCUUGGUCAAACGUCUGCCAUUCUGCCAAAGCAAUAUCAUCUCCCAUACCUAUUGUGACCACAUGUCUGUGGUAAAGUUAUCCUGUGCUAGCAUCAAAGUCAAUAUCAUCUAUGGUCUGAUGGUUGCCCUCCUGAUUGGGGUGUUCGACAUUUGCUGUAUAUCUGUUUCUUACACUAUGAUCCUCCGGGCAGUGGUCAGUCUCUCAUCAUCAGAUGCUCGACAGAAAGCCUUUAGCACGUGCACUGCUCAUAUAUCUGCCAUCAUCAUCACCUAUGUUCCAGCAUUAUUUACUUUGUUUACUCACCGUUUUGGGGGACACACCAUUCCCCCUUCUAUUCAUAUCAUUGUUGCUAAUCUUUAUCUUCUGCUUCCCCCAACAUUGAACCCUAUUGUUUAUGGGGUAAAGACAAAGCAAAUCCGAGACAGUGUCAUAAAGUUCUUGCAGGGUAAUAAAGGUGCAAGUUCUUCAAAAACAACUUAAAUGAAACAGAAAAAAGAUGAAGGAAAAUUAAAAAGAAAGAACUCACCUUAAUCCUAUGUUCACACAUGUGUGAUAUACAUUUUCCAUUAACUCUCAUAAAUUGUGUUUUCUGAAACUAUAUUGGAGAAAUAAACAACUAAUCUUGCUUUUGUGUCUCAUUGCCUUUCCCAAC